Messenger RNA from Arabidopsis arenosa, 1822 nucleotides. The record is from the annotation of a GenBank genome assembly. NCBI's taxonomy places the organism in Eukaryota, Viridiplantae, Streptophyta, Magnoliopsida, Brassicales, Brassicaceae.
CUAAUCUUUGGUUUUAAACUCGAUUUACACCAUUUAAUCGGUUUUAAAAUUCACUUCUUCUCCUUCUAAACUUCAUUCUCUGCUCUUUUGAUUCACUUGCUUUCUUUUCUCUACUCUUGCUGAAGGAAACACCAUGGAUGGUGAUCAAGAAAGAAAGAGGGUUUCUUCAAGACAUGCUGCACGUGGUUUUGCUAUUAUCAACGAGAGGAUCCAGCCCCUGCUUGGACCGGUUCAUGCCAGUUUAAGGAGAAGAGAGAUAAGCCGCGGGAAGAGGGUUGUGGAAGCGGAUUUAGAACCCACACCAGAAGAAGAAGCUGUUGAAAUGGAGGAAGAAAUCAAACCUGCUAAGCCAGCCAAAAGGACAAGAAAGAAGAAGAAGCCUCCUACUCCUGAGGAGUACUAUAGCUAUCUCAAGUCAAUGGAUUUCGAAGGCACAAGACAUCCUCAUCGAGAAACGAUGGCUGCUUUGGGAAUUGCUGAAGAUGUGGACUACCUUGCUGAGACGUGCGGUUUAAAAACCUUCCUGGGGUAUAGUUUCGAGGGAUAUCAAGAGGAGACCUGCCAGCUCCUAGCUACUCUCGACGUACACUUCUACGCGGAUGAACAAGAAGAAGAGAAUGAGAGAGGUUUUGGAUACAUCACGUUCUCUGUCAAGGGAAGAGACCACUCACUAACGAUCAGGGAGCUCAAUCUCUUGUAUGGAUUCCCGAGCAAAGAGGGAUUGGUGCAAAAUUUCGAUAAGCGCGAACUCCAAGCCUUCUGGAAGACGAUCGCCGGACCAGGAGAUUACAUACCUUCGAAAAGCAAGAGUUCCUCUAUUAGAAGCCCAGUGGUGAGGUAUCUACACCAGUCCAUUGCUAGCAUGUUCUUUGCAAAGAAGAUCACCGGUACCAUGAGUGAAGGAGACGCUUCCCCAACUUGGAUCGAUAUGGCGUACCUAAGGAAGAAGGGCUACCUUGAUAAAACAGCUCCUGACGGUGUGUUGCUCUAUGUAUUCAACCACCCUGAAGAAGGAACUUCUAGGCUGCUUCUACCAUGCACGAAUCACACCACGAUUAGGGCUGGUGAGAACAUCGACUUCUGCCCACCAUCCUUCAUUCUCUACGAUUCACAAGUCGCCCCUGCCUCUCCACCGCCUCAAGCAAUGCACGAGGACGACCAGGAGCAAACCCAAGACGCUCCUGAUGAUUAUGCACCAGAGCGGUUCUUCUUCGAGGAAUACAAAGCUCCUAGGCAGACCAAAAGCGAGAGAGAAGCUCACAAGCGCAUAGGACUCCUGCAAGGGUUGGGAAAGUUUCAAGGGAAGGCAAUGCGAGGAUUGUCAAAGAAGGUAGACUCAUUGACCACCAUGGUGAAGAAGAUGGCGCUUCAGAUCACAGACCUCCAGAAGAAGUCCAAGCAUUCCCCAUCAUCAUCAGAAGAGAGAGGUACUUUGAGAAGAAGCGGUUCCUCAAGCAUGGCUCCAAGACACGCGGUAAAGGCUGAUCCUCCCAGAUAUUCAUCCUUUGAACCGCGCCAGAGGGAAAGCCAAGAGGAGUCUGCACCACUCCCCAAACGUUCGCAAAGGCAUCGCAGCAAGCAGAAGGUUCAGCGGCCAAGUCCAGAGGCAGACUCGACCAGGGAGCUCGAUGACACGUCGAGUCUGCACGUCGAGCAGCCUGCUCCAGAGCCAACUGAUCCUCCCUACAUGCAGGACAACAUCGACGUCGAGCAGCCUCUUCCAGAGUCAAGCACAGCUCCUUCUUACACGCAGGAGAGCAUGGAUGAGUUCCUCGACACCUACUUCGCAUAAAACCAAAGAUAAGAAACUUAUUACUUAUUU